Messenger RNA from Microthlaspi erraticum, 408 nucleotides. The record is from the annotation of a GenBank genome assembly. Lineage: Eukaryota; Viridiplantae; Streptophyta; Magnoliopsida; Brassicales; Brassicaceae.
AUGCCUCCGAAGACAAUCGUCAAGCAAGAGAAGGGAAAGGCCGUCGACCUCGGCGGUGACGGGAAAUUCACGUCGCACGCCGAAACGACGCUCGACGCCGAAAGCCUCGACACUUUCCGGCAGGAUUUCAGGAUCCCGGAUGGGAUCGAACUCGUUCUCCCAGCUGAGGGAGAGGACCCGGAGCAUCGCUCGCUCAUUUCAAAGAUGGCGUUUCCCGCAGAUGCACCCGAGCUUCGUCCGCCACGUGAUAGGAUGCGCGGUUCGAGCUCGGGAAGAGGGCGUCUCGUUCGGUGUUCGAGAUCUGAGGAAGCUCUUCUCGGUGAAGAACAACACCAGGCUUCCCGGGUCGUUUUACUCCUCGCCGAGGCCGAAUCGGCGAAUAUUCACGAACACCUUGUAGAGGGAUAG